AUCUGCUAAUUACUUACUAUACACGUAAUACACUGGAUCAGAAAACAAUUUGUUUUAUUGGUUGGCGAAAACCUUGGCCCAUUUAUUAACGUUUAUAAGAAGCUUUGUGAUCUAGUGGUCACUUAUUCUAAAUUUUCAUCGAAACCGUUAACAGUAUUUUAUUGAGGGUGAAUUUAAUUCUCUACACAAAUCAGUCUUGUAAUCGCGACGAAUGAAAUCGAAAACUAUAUCGAUUAUUUAACCUUUUGUACACACAUGUGUGUGUGGACCAUACAAAUUAUCACAGAAGAGACAGAACUGGCUUAACACCGUUUGGCUUUGGCUUUUCCGUUUUCGGACACUUAAAAAAAUAUUUAAAAAAAGCGGAAUUUUCUGUUUUAUAAAUUUUUCAUCUUUUGUCCUUCCAUUAUGUCAGCCCUUGUUGACGUUUCGAAUUUUGUGGAACAAGAUUUCAUUUACUCGUUAUUUCCUGAUUUCAAAAUGAGUGGCGGACAACCAAAGUCUUUGAGUUAUGGAAAUUCCCCAAACAUUCCAAUCUUUGAUAUUGGAGGAAAUGAAAAUGAAUUCGGAGUGGUCCAGUCUCCACAUAGUGACAGUUACAUCCAUUCACAUCUUCGAGACAGACAAGCGAAAGGACCAUGGGUAGAUAAAGAAGCAUUAAAACCAGUGGAAAUUAGCCUGAAACCCACCAAAUUACCAUCGUUUGGUCAACAAGAAAGCAACCCACAGUUAACAAAGUCACAGAGCUCCAAAGAAUUAUCAUUACCAAAAUUUGCUGCAGUCUAUGAUGAAUGCCAAGAGGAAAUGUUCCAACUUGAUGAUGAGUCUGAAGAUGUGAUGCCUAUGACUCUCUCUCAAGCAACAAAACAAAGGAAAAUGUCAAAAUCUCAUGAUGUAUUGCAUGAAACCAUAUCUGAGAUGUCUCGAUCGUCUCAAGUAUGUGAAAAAAGCAAAAGUUCUUUGUAUCGGUUCAAGAGUGAUUCAAACCUGAAUCAUGAGAGGUCCGACAUGACCCUUGUAGAGAAAGUUUCCUUAAUGAAUUUAACGGCGACAAAAAGUUCAGGAGAUGUGAAACCCAUGACCACCCAGCGCCAAGUAUCCAAUGAGAGCUUUGACUGUGACUUCUCUGAUUCCGAAAGUAGACUAAAGAAUUGGUUCUUGAAAAAGCCGGUAUCAGUUUCAAAACGAGAGAUCAAUGCCAUUGCGCCAUUUCCCUGAUCUGCUGUUCAUAUCGUGGUAAUUGCUUUGUCGUUAAUGUUCUGUUGGAUCUUAAGAUAAACUAAAACAACAGUAUUAAAACAGGAAGUAUAUUCCUCUGAACUCAAAUAUUGCUUUUUGUUUGACAAUCUACCGAAGAAUCUCCAGAGAUGUCAAAGUAUCCUCUAAUGUCAAGGCUUUUCAUUAUUGGAUGUUUGAACUAAAUUUUCUUUCUUUGUGAUAUUAAUUUAA
Messenger RNA from Octopus sinensis (East Asian common octopus), 1449 nucleotides. RefSeq lists its product as uncharacterized. Bases 409 to 1218 code for a protein of 269 amino acids. The record is from RefSeq and is a predicted model, not a curated record. NCBI's taxonomy places the organism in Eukaryota, Metazoa, Mollusca, Cephalopoda, Octopoda, Octopodidae. The transcript is spliced from 3 exons.